Molecule: messenger RNA, 942 nt
Organism: Malassezia pachydermatis
Lineage: Eukaryota; Fungi; Basidiomycota; Malasseziomycetes; Malasseziales; Malasseziaceae
Product: gdsl family lipase
Exons: 1
Coding region: 1-942 (313 amino acids)
Molecular function (GO): hydrolase activity, acting on ester bonds
Source: RefSeq, a predicted model, not a curated record
AUGUGGCCCCUCUCGGCUGGCAUCCUAGCUCUGUUGAGCGCUACAUGCGCGUUGGCUCUGCCUACUACGCCCCUUCUGGAAGAGCGUGCUACAUCUACGAACUACACUAGUAUCGUAGUAUUUGGCGACUCGCUUGUGGACAAUGGCAAUGGCACCUACCUGUUGUCCAACAAGACAUGGCCGUCUGACCGCGCGUACUUUGACGGUCGCUUCAGCAAUGGAGAGACAUGGCCUGAGCAGCUUGCCAAUCUUCUGCACGUCCCACACGUGCACGACUUCGCGUAUGGCGGUGCGACCACCAACAAUAGCGCUGCGCAGGGCUAUUCGGACUACAACUCCACGUUGCCUGUGCCUGACGUGAUUCACCAAGUGGGUCAAUACCUGGAUCUCGUCAAUGGCACAGCGGAUCCUAGUGGUAUUUACAUUGUCUCUGGUGGCUCCAACGACGUGUUUUUCGGCACGGCCAAGACGUUGGACCUAUUUGGUUUGGCUGAGACGGCUGUCCGAACUCUGGAGGCCGAGGCGCGUCGUCUGAUCCGCCAUGGCGCGAAAACCAUUGUAUUCCCCACGCUUAGCGAUAUGACGAAGACACCAGCAGCGUUGCACUACAGCAAUCUGAUUGAUAUUGUGGGAAGUACGCUGUUUGUAGACCACUUCAACAAGGUCCUUCGCUCGGCCGCCCACGAUGUAAGCCGUGAUGCGACUGUGUACAUUUUCGAUUUGCACGAAGCGGUGGGUCGUAUCAAGUCUCAUAAGAAGCGCUACGGACUGGACAACGUAUCGGACGCAUGCUUGCAAGGCACUACGAAGCCCGAAGUCGAAAAGGGCGUAAAGCGACAUGUAUGUAACAACCCUGACGCCUACUUCUUCUGGGAUAUCUACCACCCUACGGCCCAAGCACACAAGUUGCUGGGGGACGCGGCAUUGCCCCUCUUUUCGUGA